Messenger RNA from Cooperia oncophora, 465 nucleotides. The record is from the annotation of a GenBank genome assembly. Lineage: Eukaryota; Metazoa; Nematoda; Chromadorea; Rhabditida; Trichostrongylidae.
AUGUUUCUUUUCAGUAUGACGACGGUAGUAAUCAUCGGUAUCGUCGUGGCAGCGAUCAUUGCAAUCUUUUUCGGCUGUUACUUCCUCCUUCGGUUUAUACAUAGAGCACUUGGAUCCGACGGACGAAAACAUAGUAUGACUCUCCCCUACAGUAACGUUGUUAUUCAUUCAAAGCGAGUCUACGAGAUUCAAGCGGAAGAGGGAUGUUUCACUGGUCCACCGGAUAUUCACGACCCACUCGAAGAGACUCCAUCGAAAAGCGCAAUUUCUGAGGAUCGACGAUCUUUAAGUGGGAGUGUGGACAAUUCUAAACAAGGUUCGCUGAAGAAACCAGAGACUGGAGACUUGAAAACGAUGAGGUUAGAACACAGCUGCGACGAUCCACGGCAGAUGAUAAGGAAGAAAGAGAAAAAGGUGCUUUAUUCAGUCCUAAGUUACUUCAGGCUCGUAUUGUAUGCCUUUUGA